CCUGAGCACGCUGCUCUGAUCAUGUAAGUCGUCCGCCUCAGAAACCAUGACAGCACCAUCCUAGUCAUUAUCUACUGCCCCUCCAUUGAAUUUGGGUCCUCAAGGUGUUGCCCCGCCACUGUCUGCAUCGGAGCUUCUUCCCUGGCGAUGUCGGGCUCAUUAAAGGAGUCAUAAGCAUUGGUGAAAAACACGGCUUUAGUUCCACUGGGUCUGUUUCAUGAGCAAAUUUCUUGCAGCUGCGCAUUUCUAUUUCUGCACAAAGCCAUUCUUCAGUCAGAAACUUGAUCUCUUACAUCCUUCUGCUGAACAAGUUCUUCAGUCUAACGCACCACCUCUCAGAAAUCCAACAAGAAGAAUCAACUACAACCGCCACAAUGGCUAUUACCAAGAUCCACGCUCGCUCGGUCUACGACUCUCGUGGAAACCCCACGGUCGAGGUUGAUGUCGUCACCGACACUGGCCUCAACCGUGCCAUUGUUCCCUCUGGAGCUUCGACCGGUCAGCACGAGGCUUGUGAGCUUCGCGACGGCGACAAGUCCAAGUGGGGCGGCAAGGGUGUCACCAAGGCUGUUGAGAACGUCAACAACAUUAUCGGCCCUGCCCUGAUCAAGGAGAACAUCGAUGUUAAGGACCAGUCCAAGGUUGAUGAGUUUCUCAUCCAGCUUGAUGGCACCCCCAACAAGACCAAGCUUGGUGCCAACGCAAUCCUCGGUGUUAGCUUGGCUGUUGCCAAGGCCGGUGCCGCUGCCAAGGGUGUCCCUCUUUUCGCCCACGUCUCCGACCUCGCCGGCACCAAGAAGCCUUAUGUCCUCCCCGUCCCCUUCAUGAACGUCCUGAACGGAGGUUCGCACGCCGGUGGUCGCCUGGCCUUCCAGGAGUUCAUGAUUGUCCCCUCAGCUGCUCCUUCUUUCACCGAGGCCAUGCGCCAGGGUGCUGAGGUCUACCAACAGCUGAAGGGUCUUGCCAAGAAGAAGUACGGUCAGUCAGCUGGCAACGUCGGCGACGAGGGUGGUGUCGCCCCCGAUAUCCAGAGCGCCGAGGAGGCUCUCGAGCUGAUCACUGCCGCUAUUGAGGCUGCUGGCUACACUGGCAAGAUGAACAUCGCCAUGGAUGUUGCCUCGACCGAGUUCUACAAGGAGGAGGAGAAGAAGUACGACCUGGACUUCAAGAACCCCGACAGCGACAAGUCCAAGUGGAUCACCUACGAGCAGCUGGCCGCCAUGUACAGCGACCUUUGCAAGAAGUACCCUAUUGUCAGCAUCGAGGACCCCUUCGCCGAGGACGACUGGGAGGCCUGGAGCUACUUCUACAAGACCCAGGACAUUCAGAUUGUUGCUGACGACCUGACUGUCACCAACCCCCUUCGAAUCAAGAAGGCUAUCGACCAGAAGGCCGCCAACGCUCUGCUCCUCAAGGUCAACCAGAUCGGUACCCUGACUGAGUCUAUCCAGGCUGCCAAGGACUCUUUUGCUGACGGCUGGGGCGUCAUGGUCUCGCACCGUUCGGGUGAGACCGAGGAUGUGACCAUCGCCGACAUUGCUGUCGGUCUCCGUGCUGGUCAGAUCAAGACUGGUGCCCCCGCCCGCUCUGAGCGUCUUGCCAAGCUUAACCAGAUUCUCCGCAUUGAGGAGGAGCUCGGCUCCAACGCUGUCUUUGCUGGCGAGAGCUUCCGCAAGGCCAUUAACAUGUAAAUGCAGAUUUUUGAUAAAAUGCGAGGCUUGAGUUUGUGGCCUCUAUAUUGCUGAUGGUAUCGAGGACUACAACUGGCACUUGAAAAGCGGUGUUGUUCUCGUAUUGAAAAGCAGGUAACUUAACGGCUUAUGAUAAAGAAAAUGAACUCAGAUAGACGAUGGGCUGUUUUGCAGGUACCCAUAAUAAUACCCAUUUGGCCCUUUUGAUUUUAGACUUUGGCCG
This is a messenger RNA of Pyricularia grisea, 1914 nucleotides long. RefSeq lists its product as uncharacterized. The coding region runs from base 375 to 1691 and encodes 438 amino acids. Gene Ontology annotation, molecular function: phosphopyruvate hydratase activity; magnesium ion binding. Gene Ontology annotation, biological process: glycolytic process. Gene Ontology annotation, cellular component: phosphopyruvate hydratase complex. The record is from RefSeq and is a predicted model, not a curated record. The transcript has 6 exons. NCBI's taxonomy places the organism in Eukaryota, Fungi, Ascomycota, Sordariomycetes, Magnaporthales, Pyriculariaceae.